Messenger RNA from Daldinia caldariorum, 318 nucleotides. RefSeq names its product mitochondrial chaperone. NCBI's taxonomy places the organism in Eukaryota, Fungi, Ascomycota, Sordariomycetes, Xylariales, Hypoxylaceae. Gene Ontology annotation, cellular component: PAM complex, Tim23 associated import motor. The record is from RefSeq and is a predicted model, not a curated record. Gene Ontology annotation, biological process: protein import into mitochondrial matrix. Gene Ontology annotation, molecular function: ATPase activator activity. The transcript has 3 exons. The coding region runs from base 1 to 318 and encodes 105 amino acids.
AUGGCCUCAGCACUCGCUAUCGGAACCGGCGUUGCGGUUGCCGCAUUUCUCGGCCGCGCCGGACUCGUCGCAUGGCGGCGCUCUCGGGGCGGCGUCGGAGCGCUGGGCAAAGCCUUCUACAAAGGCGGUUUCGAGCCGCGCAUGACCAAGAAAGAGGCCACUCUCAUCCUGUCCCUCAAUGAACGAGCCGUCACGAAGGAGAAAGUCCGAAAGGCCCACCGGACCCUCAUGCUCCUGAACCACCCCGAUCGAGGCGGAAGUCCUUACUUAGCUACCAAGGUCAACGAGGCCAAGGAGUUCUUGGAGAAGAAUAGUUAG